AAUAGAUGGAUUGUGAAAGGAAAUGAAAGAAAAAUCUAAAUCGCAGCAGAUAUAUUGAUUCUUGGAAAAGGAUGAUAGAUGAUUGCAGCACUGGCCCCUCCUUUCUGUUUGUAUGGUCACAUGGAUUCCCUGCUACCAAGGGCGAACCUAUUCUUACACACUCACUCACUGACUCUUUGCUGUUUGCCUGCGAGCUACAAGUCUUUACCUUUAAUCGAUCUUCCCCAUUUUGCCACGUAUUUCUUUCUUUGGAAUCUAAUGUCUAAACGGUCUCUAUGGCCCCAUAAUCAAACAAAGCAUUGCAUUAUUACCAAUGAAAGGAAUAUUAGACCAACCCCAGCAACAGGAAGAAGAGUCACAGGCUCGUUGAAUUGCAUAUAACCCAUGAUUUGUAAUUGUUAUUUAAUUAUUACCAGUACCAUGUAUUAUGAUAGUUAAAGAUUUUAAUAUUAUGCUUGAUUUAGGAUCUACUUGAUAGGUUUUGGGAGUUUAUGUGCAGCUGCUUAAAUAAAAUUAUUAGACAUUAUAUCAAAAAAUGCUUGUUCCCAAAGUUCAUACGUAAAAGUGAAAAAUUUUUUUAGGUGAACAAAGACUUUGAGGCUUGAAUAUAUUUUGUUCCUUUGUAAAUUCUCUCUCUCUCACAAAACCUACAAAUUCUCUCAUGCAAUUUGGCAUAUAAAAUAAUGGAAAACUUUUGGCAGACCAACUAAUUAAUCGAUUUCUUUGCCCUUUAAAAGAAAAUCGACAGAGUGACUUCUCCAUCAUGAGAGAGCCACAAUUUUGUGGGUUGCUCCAAAUAUUCAUCUUUAUAGACUAUAGUCUACAUGGUACUGAUAUAUAGGGCUACCAAAAAACGUUUGCUUCCUUCUAUUUUUCAUUCUGCUUGCUUCGUGCGCUAGAAUAAAAUAUUUGCUUGAUCUGAGAGAGAUUUAAGAUGGCGUUAGAUACUGUGGUGCUUCAACAAGACCCAUUUGGUAAUGGCUACAUGGAUAUCUACACCAUUGGAGGUGGAAGUACUGGACCGUGGAUCCAUGGCUUCAAUAAUUUUGAAGGAGAAAAAGCUUGUAACAAUGAAACUCUAAUAGCAGCAUUUGGGUCUACUUUGAAUUCAAAUAUUUGGAGCUUAAGUGCUCCAAACGUGAAAGAAUGGGACACAAACUCUUUCUCUCAAGAAAGCUUUCCGAUUGAAGGAUAUUUCCCUCCGUUGGUAGAUGUUCCGGCACCCACAACCACAAGCCAGCGACGAAAGAGAAAACGAAGCAGAAAUUUCAAGAACCAAGAAGAAGUGGAGCAUCAGAGGAUGACACACAUUACUGUUGAACGCAAUCGGAGAAAACAAAUGAAUGACUAUCUUUCUGCUCUUCGGUCUAUGAUGCCUCCCUCUUAUGUUCAAAGGGGAGACCAAGCAUCAAUAGUAGGUGGAGCUAUUAACUUUGUAAAGGAGCUGGAGCAGCUCCUACAAUCUCUUGAAGCUCAUAAAAGAAUCAAGAAAGAAUCAACAGAAAUGGAGUCUUCUUCUUCUUCUUCUUCUUCUUCUUCUUCUCUUUUCUCAUAUUUUUUCACCUUUCCUCAAUAUUCAACUAGCUCUGAUGAUCAGUCAACGGGCAAAAAGCGAUCAGCCAUUAAAGCAGAUGUUGAAGUGACAAUGGUAGAAAGCCACGCGAAUCUUAAAAUACUAAUAAGAAGACAACCAAAACAGCUACUGAAGAUAGUGGGCGGAUUGUACUCUCUUUGCCUUGGUAUUCUUCACAUAAAUGUCACAACUACAGUUGAUCACAUGGUGCUUUAUUCUUUUAGCGUUAAGGCUGAAGAAGAGUGUCAAUUGACUUCAGUUAAUGAGAUUGCAACUGCUGUGUAUGAAAUGGUGGGUAGGAUUCAAGAUCAGACUGUUCCUAAUAUCUCAUGAUUUAAUGUUCAUUUCCACCUAACAAAUUAGUGAACUGGUGUAACUUUCACUUAAACUUAACUUAGCUCUUCUUUUCUUCUUCCUCUU
This is a messenger RNA of Ricinus communis (castor bean), 1993 nucleotides long. Its product is annotated as transcription factor bHLH94. Gene Ontology annotation, biological process: regulation of transcription by RNA polymerase II. The transcript is spliced from 3 exons. The record is from RefSeq and is a predicted model, not a curated record. Gene Ontology annotation, molecular function: RNA polymerase II cis-regulatory region sequence-specific DNA binding; DNA-binding transcription factor activity, RNA polymerase II-specific; protein dimerization activity. Bases 935 to 1906 code for a protein of 323 amino acids. NCBI's taxonomy places the organism in Eukaryota, Viridiplantae, Streptophyta, Magnoliopsida, Malpighiales, Euphorbiaceae.